AUGAGAAUCAGAAUUCAAGCUGUCAACUAUGAUCUAUGGCAAAUUGUGGAAGAAGGAUACACCAUUCAGCAACAGGACAAAUUGUCCUCUGAUGACAAGGAAAAUCUGCAGUUGGAUGCUCAAGCAAAAGAUAUCAUAUGUGGCAGUCUAUCAAAAGACAUUUUCCUUUGGUUUCACAGGCUCAACACCGCGAAGCAAAUAUGGGAUGCUCUUAACAGUGCUUAUGUAGAUCUGGUUGCCCGAUCUGGUCCUCACAUCAAAGUGCUUCGAACCAUGUUCAUUGGAUUCAGCCUGCGCAAGGAAAGUGUUAUGGAACUCACUGAUCGAUUGACAAACAUUGUUGAAAGACUACAUCAGUUAGGGGUAACGGAUAUCACAAAUAGAGAUGUUAUCAACAAGCUUUUGUGUGCUCUCGACAAAUCCUUUGAUCUCAUUGUGUCUGAAAUCAAACAAAGACCUGACUAUGAAGAGCUUCACUAUGUUGAGGUCAUGACUUUGCUGUCAAUCCACGAAGAAAAGAUGGAGUUGGAAAUGGCAAAUCAAGAAUCCUCUUCGGAAGGUGAAGGAGAAAUUUUCUCACAUUAUGGCAGUUCUGAAGAAGAAGAAGAUGUCGAAAAUCAACACUCCAUCACUCGAGAACUUGAAAUUCUUACACAACGACUGAGUGAUCUUAAAAGACACAAUCUUUAUCUCGUCAAUGAUGAAGAAUUCCAUGCACCAGAAUCAUCAAGAAGACGUCUGCCUCCAAAAGAUAUGAAGUGCUUCAAAUGCAAACUAUACGGCCAUGUCAUUGCUGAUUGCCCUGCCGCCAAGAGGAAGUUGGUCACUGAUGAAAAAGCAGCUGUUUCCGUCAAGAAGGCGAAGAAAAUUAUUCCUGCUUCUAUAGAGGAAUAUGAUUUUGAUAUGAUAUUCGACAUCAUUGAAGAAGAUGUUACCAAGAUGGUAGCAAAGCACUUCAUUGAUAUGAAGGAAAUCACCAAAGAACUCAAUCAGGUUGUCGAAUAUAAGAAGCUUCUGGAGAAAAUGGGAAGGGAAGCCAAAUCUGAAGCUGAAAGAAAGGAUGUGAACAAGGCCAUUCUUGAAACCACCAAAGCCCUCACUACCAUGAGGAACAACAAAAUAGAGUGGCACUCUAGAAUGAAAAUGGAUGUCUCCCAGCUGUGUGAUCGAAGAAUUGAAGAGAUUCAGCGUCAGGAAAAUCUUGCUUGA
Molecule: messenger RNA, 1209 nt
Organism: Aegilops tauschii subsp. strangulata
Lineage: Eukaryota; Viridiplantae; Streptophyta; Magnoliopsida; Poales; Poaceae
Source: RefSeq, a predicted model, not a curated record